AUGUGUUGGGCUUCCGGGUGUGGGCGUAUGGUGGACGGAGGGUGUCGUCGGAAGUCGGGGGGCCGUGCGACGACGCGUGCUGUUGUGGUCGGUUGUGCUGGGGGCCGGUACAGCGCAUCGCUAGGAGCUCUACAGGGGACGGGUGUCAGAAGGGCGUCACGUGAGCCAUGCGGUUGGGUUCUUCGGGGUCGCUCAACACAGGUCUACUGUCGUCUUGGCUGCCGCGUAUGGUGCUGA
Messenger RNA from Prunus armeniaca (apricot), 237 nucleotides. The record is from the annotation of a GenBank genome assembly. NCBI's taxonomy places the organism in Eukaryota, Viridiplantae, Streptophyta, Magnoliopsida, Rosales, Rosaceae.